UUUUGUUGAUGCUCAAAUUGUAGACGAAAAUGGAUGAAUCAGUAAACCAGACCAUCUUCGAUGCCAGUACAUACCGAUCAGGACGGUCCACACCUUUGCCUGCAUCCGGACAUUCGUUGCAUAUGGAGUUAAUCCACUAUGCGACGGCUUCGUGUCGGAUGUUUUACAUCCAGGACGCUUCUGCCUGGCAGGAAUGGACGACGGAACUUGAGUCCUUUGAGGAUCUCUCUGUCUCCGAAGUGUGCCACAUAUUCCUUACAGAUGUGCUACCUCGACUGGACACUUUCAAACUACCGGAGCGAAUUGCGAAGCGCUUUAAGCUUCUGGAUAUCCAUCCAUUUUUUCGACGCGUUUCGGAGGGUUAUCAGUACAGUCCGGACUGCGAACUAGCGGCCCGCUUCGUCUUGCAGCGCCAUAAGGAUUAUAGACUAACUGACGAUAUCGAGUUAACGAGGACACCAGAUUCCCAAGAAAUAUCACAAACCUUACUUGUGGACAACAAAGAGGUGGAGCAAAAGACAUGUGUUGGGUACAAAAGCAAAAUUAGUCCGGAAUCGGCUGUUCUGUUCUCGAUCUUGGUGUCCACCGAUCUGGAGCUUUCCAUUGGCCAGAUUCACGAUCUGGGAGAGAUUCACAGCCGGUUGCGACGUGCUAAGCAGUCUUUCGAGGACACUGCCAGAUUGACUCCCUAUCGCAAAGAUGUUGACGACUUGAUUUCUAAUGCGAACGUCUUUGUCAAGCUAAAAUCUAAACUUUGUCGGGCAAUUAGUGAUUGUAAGAAAUAUUAG
Molecule: messenger RNA, 788 nt
Organism: Drosophila ficusphila
Lineage: Eukaryota; Metazoa; Arthropoda; Insecta; Diptera; Drosophilidae
Exons: 2
Coding region: 30-788 (252 amino acids)
Source: RefSeq, a predicted model, not a curated record